This is a messenger RNA of Melanotaenia boesemani (Boeseman's rainbowfish), 3632 nucleotides long. RefSeq names its product nucleoporin 133 (gene nup133). NCBI's taxonomy places the organism in Eukaryota, Metazoa, Chordata, Actinopteri, Atheriniformes, Melanotaeniidae. The record is from RefSeq and is a predicted model, not a curated record. Bases 138 to 3554 code for a protein of 1138 amino acids. Gene Ontology annotation, molecular function: structural constituent of nuclear pore; protein binding. The transcript has 25 exons. Gene Ontology annotation, cellular component: nuclear pore outer ring. Gene Ontology annotation, biological process: poly(A)+ mRNA export from nucleus; transcription-dependent tethering of RNA polymerase II gene DNA at nuclear periphery; protein import into nucleus.
GAUGACGUUUAGUUCAAGCGACUGCACCGCGCGUUGUUUCGAGGGAGGAAAGUUUCUGCGGCGGUUGUGUUGUAACUGUCUCCUCUUACGGUGAAAGCUGUUUAUAUUUUUCGACUUUUGAACUGUUUGGAGUAGGCAUGUUCACCCCCCGCACUGCUCCGACCUCUGGUCGCAGGCAGCAGGGCAAGACCACCGGGAGGAAGAGCGUCUCCAGUUCGGCCACCAACCUGCUGUUCUCCCCGCGCAGGACGCCUUUGUCGGCGAGGUCAACACCCACCCGAGUACAGAGCCACGCAUCUGUAGAAACCAUCAACUAUGAUGUGCAGACAUUUGGCUCGUCGCUACCUGUCAAGGUGAUGGAGGCGCUGACCAUGGCCGAUGCUGAUGACCAGAUCUCAGUGAAGGUAAAUGAGAGCGGUUGGGCCUGGAUGGUUUGUGGAGAGAGACUGAUCAUCUGGAAGAUUUGUCAGACUCCUGUAGCCAAGCUGUCAGUGUGUAAGGAGCUGCAGCUGCCCAGCAGUCAGUACAUCUACACAGCCGACCUUGUGGCAGUGACGUCUGCUGCUCCUCUGGAGGUGGCCCCUGUUCAGUCCAUCUCUGUCCUGGUGCUGGCUGCUGAAGGACCGGCUCGUUUUUGGCCGAGCCUGGCACAUGAGGGCAACUACACAGAAACUAAUGUGGACCUGGGAAAUCUCUGCAACUUUGUUGUUGCAAUCAGAGGUGGGAGCUUCGUGUUAUCAUCAGUUAAGAAUCAGCUGUUGAGGGCAAGUGCUGACACUUCAGGGAAGCUGCAGUAUCGUGCUCUGCAGCAGGGUCAGGGCAUGCUGUCUGGCAUUGGACGCCGUGUCUCCAGCCUGUUUGGCAUCCUCUCUCCACCAGGCAAUGACACACUUCACAAGGUGCUGUGGGUGGGGAGAACCAGCUGCCUGUACACACUGACCUCCUCCAGUCUGAGUAAAUGGGAAGUGGACGACAUCUCAGAGCACCAGAUCUUCAGCUGGGAUACUCGCAGAGCUAUUACUGUGAGCAUCGCCGAUUCCAUCUGGGGGUCAGAGAGCAACUACGAGGAGAUGAAGGAGGGGGCAAACGUAGCGUACCUGGACAUGAAGCUCAGCCAAACUGGCCUGGUGGUUUUGGCUGCAGCCUGGAACCCAUCAGACACUCCCUGCCUGGCCUACUUCUGCCUGGUAACUCUCCAGGACAGCGGGGCCUCCAUCUCUGACCAGUUCACCGUCGAGGUGACCAAGUACAGCUGUCCAUUCCAGAGCGAUCAGGCCCUGCAGGCCAUGCGCUUGGUGGUGCCACGUUCCCCCGGCUCCACCGCCUUCCUGUACAACGAGGAGCUGGUGUACGCCUGCUCCACCGGCACCAGCAGGGCAGCGCUGCCAGACGAGAAAAUCAGUUUUAACUCAUCAGGUGACGGCAUCCGUGGCGGAGGCUUAUGCGCCGGCCUGCCGGUGUUUUUCUCCCAGAACAGCGGCCUGGUGGCAGUGGUGGCCAGAGAGAGCGCCUCCAUCCUGCCAGAGACCAUGGAGGACUCACUGUGCUCCUCGCUAGCAGCAGCACCGGAGGUUUCUGCCAUGGAGACUCCAACAAGGGCGGAGCCUGUAGCCCAGGAGGACAAGACCAAACUCCUGAAAGCCGCCUUCCUGCAGUUCUGUCGGAAUGACCUGGUGGGAGCUCAGACUGUCACAGAUGACCUCUUCCCCGCCGACAGUGAUGGAGAGAACGGAGCUGAGCUGGACGGCAUCGUGACGCAGAUUAACCUGGACCUGGUGGACGACUACCCGGCCUCAGACCCUCGCUGGGCUGAGUCGGUCCCAGAUGAGUGUGCUGGCUUUCCUCUCACGUCCCUCAUCAUCCUCCACCAACUGGAGGACAAGAUGAAGGCCCACGGUUGUUUCAUGGACUUUCUGCAGCAGGUGGGCCUGCUGGACCGACUCAGUCAGGUGACAGUGCGAUCGUCUCCCAUGGCAACGCGUCUGCUGCUGUGUGAGCAUGCUGAGAAGCUGCAGGCAGCCAUGGUGCUGAAGAACCACCACACUAAGCAUGCCGAGCUGGUGAACCGGGCCAUCAGCACGGCGCUGCAGAGGAGCAACACCUCGGUGCCGCCCAGCCUCACUGUGGCCGACGUCUUCUUCAGAGAGGUGUCUCAGAUCUCCUCUGUGUUUGAUUGUCUGCUGGAGGAAGAGGAGCGGAGUCUGAAGGAGAACCCAGUCGACUCGGUGCAGUGGGCCGAGGUGGUCCUCACAGUGAACAACAUCUUUAAGGACAUGCUUCAGGCUGCGGGUCAGUACCGAGAGACGAAGGCCUCCAUGUACAGAGCUCCUGAAAAUGCUGCUGCACAGCCUGAGUAUGUCCCAUGGACAGCAUCAGGUGGUGUCGGAGGCAUUCGUACGGUCAUUUCCCGCCAACACGACAUCACCCUGCGCUCCGUCUACCCACAUGCUGAUUCAGAGUUGCGCAGCGCCCUUUGUGAGCAGCUGGUGGCGCUGUUGGACAUCUACCUAGGCGGCUACGUAGCUCAGCUGACUUCAGUGCAACAGCAGAGGCCCCUAGGGGCCCAACAGGAGCGCUACAACAGCCUGGAGAUGGAGUACAGCCAGCGGCGCUCCGAGCUGCUGGCUCCGCUGUUGGAGCUGGGUCAGUACCAGUGGGUCGCAGCGCUGGCAGAGAAGUACUGUGACUUUGACAUCCUGGUUCAGAUGUGCGAGCAGACCGACAACCAGAGCCGUCUGCAGCACUACAUGGCCAAGUUUGCAGAUCAGAACUUUGCUGACUUCCUGUUUCGUUGGUACAUGGAGAAGGGAAAGAGGGGGAAGCUGCUGUCACAGUCGGUGGCGCAGCACCAGCAACUAGCCGGCUUCCUGGAGGCCCAUCAGCACCUCAGCUGGCUGCACCACAUCCACGUGAAUGACUACCAGAGUGCCCACAGAACUCUGUACAGCCAGGCCAACAUGGAGACGCGUUACUUUGUGAAGAAGAAGACGUUGCUGGCUCUCAGUAAGCUGACUGCGCUGGCCUCAGACCUGCCCGAAGACGAGCUCACCAAACAAGUUGACGACAUCGUGCAACAGGAGCGCUUCCUGCUGCAUCAGGAGACUCUGCCCAGACAGCUGCUGGAGGAGAAACAGCAGAACCCCGACACCAUGCCUCUGCUCUCCGCUCACAACCUCAUACAGCUGUACAUCUGUGACGACAACAGGCGAGCCAACGAGUACGACUUCACAAAGGCUCUGGACCUGCUGGAGUACAUAAACGAGGAGGACGCCGUGGACAUCGACUCGCUCAAAUGUGAGAUCUUGGGCAAAGCGCUGAGGAAAGACGACUGGUCCUCCACUGACGGGAACGAUGAUCCUCUGGAAGCAGCCAAGGACAGCAUCUUCGUCAAGAUCCUCCUCAAGCUCAUACAGGAAGGUGUUCCUCUGGAGACGUACCUGCCUGACGUCAAAGAGCUGCUGGAGCUGGACGAGCUGAGCAGUUUAAAGUCCAAACCCUACUUUGAAUUUGUCCUUCGAGCUAAUUAUGAGCAUUAUCUUCAGGCUCAGAUGUGACGUCAGCUGUCUUCUAACAUCUAACAACGUUCCAGAUUUUGUUUUUGCUCUUUUUUAAAUAAAUGUGUUUUUAUUUGC